Molecule: messenger RNA, 18586 nt
Organism: Porites evermanni
Lineage: Eukaryota; Metazoa; Cnidaria; Anthozoa; Scleractinia; Poritidae
Source: the annotation of a GenBank genome assembly
AUGGCGCACAUGAGCCUGGAACAGUAUCUUGAUCAGGUUUGAAAAGCAGCUAAAUUUCUUUGCUCUGAAAUCAUCGGGUGAAAUACUGACAUCCUUCUAUAAAAUAUAUUAGGUGGAAAGAGGGCUUGUGUCCAAGAAUGGUGACAUUUUAGCGGUAAGCGUCGUAAGCGUUGUUUGUGUGGUUAUAAUAGAGGAAACUUCCUGGUGUCACUGCUGGUGUAUAGGCUUAACUCACUGACUGUUGUAUGUCAUUGUAGCAAGAGAAGUUUUCAGUGAACUGUCGUGAGUUAUGUAAUUUAAAAUUUCUUUUGUUCUGCAUGGCAAUACUCUCGAACAAUCACAUUUUUGACCAAACCAGUCAAGACUCUUGUUUGCAGAUGUUUUUCUUCAGUUCACACAUAUAAUACAGUGUAGGGUACAUGUGCAUGUCUUAUUUUGCACUUUAUGAAAAUAAUGAGAGUGGAUUCACAUUCUGAUUAGUCAAAAACCUAUAAUUUGUUUAUUGGACAGUCAGAAUGAGACUAACCUGCGUAGCAGGCGCUUAGAAGAAAAAGGUGCAAAAAAGAAUGGGGUGUGUUAGGGAGACACACAAGGGGAGAGGGAUCGCUGUUUUUACUUGCUUUCUGAGAGUGCGAAAAACUCCUUGGUUAAUAGGCUCCCGAGGGGAUAAGUGUUUGCCUUAGGCAAGAAAACUGUCAAUCAAAGAAAAGGUGAGAUCGUUUUUUAAAUAUGUAAUACAAUGAAGGUCUUAUUACAACAGUAAAUGGUAUAAUCAAAAAUCAGAUCUUGGAGGUCACUUAUGUGGCUGUAAUCUCAAAGAAAAAUUGGAUUGUGCCAAAUGGUAUUCAUAAAGGAGUGAUUUGACAUCAAAUACCCAUUAGCAGAAGUGGUGACAGACAAAAGAUUUGCUGAAUCAUUGAAAUGAAGAUCAGAGGAAAUAUUCUUUGUUCAAAAAGAACUUUGCAGCUUACAUUGUCGAUGAAAUACAUACCAUCAAGACCUACACAGGAUUGAUGAAAUGAGACACUUACUAGGGGGAAGAAUUUCAAAAAAACCUCUCGCUAUUUAGCAUUGAUAUCAUUAACUUGUAUGCGACCUGAUGACUGAUGUUAAUGUCUCAUUACUGUAGCCCAUAAAAACGUCUUGCUACAGUUUACAUCCUGAACUUUAGGUCCCUUUAACAAGACAUGUCUGCUCAAAAAAUUAAUCAGCUACCACUUUGCACAAAAGUACAGUCUGCAAUGGUAAUUUUUCCACAUACCCUGUGAUCUUUGGUGUCUGUACUGUUGUGAUUUUGCAAUCUCAGAGAACAAUAUACAGUCGACUCCCGAUAAGUCAAACCUUCAAGGGAGCGUGAAAAAAGUUCGAGUUAUCAGGAGUUCGAGUUAUCGGGAGCUCAAAGAAAAUAGCCGAAUUAAGGAAAAAACAUUUUUUACUGUACAGGGAACAUUUUAAUCACAUUUAAUUGGAAAUUUUGGUUCGAGUUAGGGCAAGGUUUGAGUUUGCGAGGGUUCGAGUUAUCGAGAGUCGACUGUACUAGCCUUCUAUAAUACAAAGCAUGCAUUCUAUAAAUAUAUCCAGGUUUUACUCUGUUUUUUCGUAUUUAUCGUGUCUUUGGUUAAAAACAUUAAUUAUUUUAAUGCUGUGUGUUUGUCGUUGGUUUAUUUCUCCAUUGCUCUAUAAUCAGAUCACGUAGCUGAUCUUUAUAACAGAUAUUUAGACUGAGGAUAUAAAAAUAUAAAUAGAGGAUAUUACACGGUGGCGAGAAGAUAUGAAUUUUAUGUUCGAGUGGCAAGAACAAUAUCUCACGAGUGAGCGAAGCAAAGCGAAGAGAGAUAUUGUUCUUGCCACGAGAACAUAAAAUUCAUAUCUUCGAGCCAACGUGUAAUAUUCUUUUUAUUAUAUGGAGAAACCAAUUCAACAAAAGCAAAAGGCGGGAAUCGUGACGUCAUUGAACNACUUUGCACAAAAGUACAGUCUGUCAUGGUCAUUUUCCACAUACCCUGUGAUCUUUGGUGUCUGUACAGUUGUGAUUUUGCAAUCUCAGAGAACAAUAUAUUAGCUUUCUAUAAUACAAAGCAUGCAUUCUAUAAAUGUAUCCAGUUUUUUUUUUUUUUUUCGUAUUUAUUGUGCGUUUGGUUAAAAACAAUUUAAUGCUGUGUGUUUGUCAUCGGUUUAUUGCUCCAUUUGUUCUAUAAUCAGAUCAUGUAGCUGAUCUUUGUAACAGAUAUUUAGACUGACGAUAUAAAAAUAUAACAUGCUUUGAAACCCUCUAUUUGUGCGAGGUCGAUCUGGAUCGUUUUAUGUCAAAAUUUUUGACAGAUCACAGAGCAGCCGCUAGAUAAUAAGAAUGAGGGCGGGAAACGAUUUUCAUAGGCUUCUUGGCCAGGCGCUCCCUCUCACCUCACUUGUUCGUCUUGAGCACAGGGCUCCUUCUUGCACCCAUUUCUUUCAAGCGCCUGCGACGCAAGCUAGAGUCAGUGAGACAGAGGAAUAUACUUUUGCAGAGUCAAAGGUUCCAAUUAUAAAUAAAUAAUUGCAAUAUUUCAUUUACUACAUCUAAGUUUACCAGGAAAUCAAAUCUAAAAGGCAGCUGAAAAUAAAUACUGGAAAACAACUUUGGCAAUAGCCUUACCCACACUCAUCCUUAAGAAUUAUUUUGCUGAUAAACCAUUGUAGUAUUCAUUCAAACUAUUUUGCUGUUUCUGAUCAGCUACAAUCCCCGGCUAAUUCUUCCUAACUGGCUAGCACUGACUGAAUUUGGAAGGUGUGGGCAAUAAUGUGCCAAUUCGUUGGUAUAUUGCUAGCAGCCUUGUUUUCAGGCAAUAACCAGUUCAGUUAUGCAGAACUUAAGAGUGCAGCAGCUUACAGCUGUUUAUACCUGUAGCUGUUUAUGCCUGAGUGAACUGAAAGGAAGAGAUGUUCGUGGCUAUCCAAAGAUGAAAAGCUGAAUUUCUGACCACAAAACAACUGAACAGAGAAAUACAAUAGUGAGCAAUUCCUUGGAAGGAAGGUCAUCUACUUUUCAAGGAUUAUAUGAAAGGAAAAAACAUCUGUUUAUAUCUUAAAACCAUGCCAAGAAGCAAAUGUUUGAGGAGAGACUACAAUCUAGUAAGGUUGUUAAGAACUUGCCAGUAGAAAUAUUUUGAGUGAGUAAUAAAACAAAUAUAUUGAUGAAUUCAGUUUUCAUAUGAUGUGAAGAAUUGUAUGGAUCUCUUAGGUUCUGGCCUCAGUAAAUAAUAUUAUUCUUUUUCUGCAUUACUCUUUACACCAUUUUCAACCUCAUUCAGUAAUAUUAUUUGGUGUGUUGAAUAUAACCAAAGUUUUGAAUAGUGCUAUCUCCUGGAUAGAUCACUAUCCAUUUGCUAAUUAUUAAGGAAAACCAAUUACACUAUACUUAGGAAAAGGAUUAAAUCUCUUUAUCCAGUGGAUCAGGUUACCUACCUUUUGAACAACUUGGCCAUGGAUUUGGCGUAGAGCUUUUGAACAACUGAAAAUGACUGUAGUACUAAAACUAAUAUGUCUUUGUGUCACAGGAAUUGCUUUCAUUUCACCAUCCACACAUUGCAAGUCUCAGACUUCAGGUACGUGUAUGAAUUUUAUUCAUUGUUUAUAAUCCCUGUAGUACUAAACACAGUCUUCUUAUUUUAAUGUACGUAACUGUACUGUCUUAAAAGUACUACCAAGGAGUUUUCAUAAAAUUUAAGGUGAUUGAUUAAAAAACAAUGCUUGUACAGCCCCAUCUGUGAAAGGUUAGAGAACUGUGCUGUCCUCCUUUUUACUCAUGCCAUAAUGAAUCUUUAUUUAUAGUUACCAGAUGCACAGGUUCAGUGUGAGAGGUGGUUUGAACAACCCUACGAUGAAAUGGUAGCUUCACAUCUCAGGUAUAGAUAUUGUAAGAGGAUCCAAAAUGAGUCAUACUUGUGUAAUUGCAUUUAAUGGGAUCUCAGUUAUUUUACAACUAAGAUACUAUACAGAGAGGAGAAGUGUUACAUCACAUUACCAUGGUAGCAAAUUUCUGGAUUACAACAGUAGGAAACCUAAGCAACAAUAACGAUGAUGUUUUUGAGAACGGUUAAAAAGCAACAGGUUUAUAUUAGAGCAAAUUUGCACAUGCAUCACACUUUUUGUACUUCUCUUGCAUGACAGCAACAUGAAAAUUCCUAAUUUCUGGUGCCCGCCUAAUAGAUUAUGAGGACACAAGAUAGCAAUUUUCUUUUUCUAAACUUAGAUACAGUCAACUCCCAAUAACUCAAACCCUCGCUAACUCGAACCUCACGCUAAGUCGAACCAAAAUCGAUCUCCCCUGGAUUUCCAUCAUACAUUCACUUUAAUUUUACCCUCAGUAACUUGAACCCUCGAUAACUCGAACUCCCGCUAACUCGAACCAAUUUUCGUUCCCCGUCAGGUCAUUUUCUAUAUAAUUUUACCCUCAAUAACUCGAACCAUGUUUUGAGCCCUUAAAAAGUUGGGAAAAAAGCCUUCUACUGGCGUCCGAAACAUUGAAUUUUGAAUUUCCUAUUGACGUGUUGUAGGAGUAUUGUUUACUAGUGGAGGCUGAUGUUGAUUGUCACAGGCUAACGUGAAGCAGCUUUUCUUCUCAAAACAGUAAAAUGCAUGCUCUAUUUAGGCUAUGUUUUGUUAUGUUACGUUCUGAUUUAUAAUCUAGAGGUAUCUUUUAAUUUUCACUUGACAUUUCUACAAUUAAAUGUGAUAAAAUGUUCACUGUGCAGUAAAAACUGUUUUUUACCUUACUCUCAGCUAUUUUCUUUGAACUCCCUAUAACUCAAACUCCUCAUAACUCUUUGUUUCUUUGGCUCGAGAGAGGAAAAAAUAACGCCUGAUACAUUCAUCUAACGAGCCGUUAACCGCCCCCUAAUUUACAUAAUCUAACGUCUCCUUGACCUGUCAUGUUAUUAGCUAAUAAGCGUUUACCAUACGGGAAUCAAAUUUUGGCGCGAAUAUUAUCUAUAUAUAAUAUAAAAUCAAUUUUAGGGAAAAGAAAAUUUUUGAGUACGUCCAUGUUCAGAUGGCGCUUCCUAAAAAGAAUUUUAAAUGUUGUUCAAAUACUACUAGCUGGAGCUGCCGUACCUUUAUUUAAGAGCUACAAAUUAUAAAGAAUUUACUGGUUAAAGCUCGUUGACUUCGUUCUGUGCCGAAAGCAGUGAAAAAAAAAUUAGGCUAAAGCACCAUAUUUUACGAAUCUGAAAGGUGUUGUGAAAGCGAAGAUCGCUCAGAAUAAUUCUCAGGUUUCUGAAGGAGGAAUUACAGUCAAACCAGGUCAAGAUUCCAUUCAUGAAUUGAUUAUUUGAAAAGUGAACCCGUUUGUCGCUUCUGUAACUUGUAGCCGGUAUCAAAUUGCAUUCAAAUGAUCGGUGAAUUUUUGACUGCAACUUUUUAGUAUACUAUGAGAUGGAAAAUAUUUCAAUGGGUGAAAUUUCUAUUUAAGCAUUCUUCAAAUUCAAGAAAACUGAGCCGGCAGAAAUUUUAUAACGAACUCGCGUGUGUAGUCACUGCUCAUGACGCAAGCAAAAAUGCAGACUGAAAUCAACAACAACUAACGGAUGGCGGCAUUUUGGCCAAUUGGAACAGCGCAAAUCAUCCGUAUUGUUUCCUAUCCAAUCAGAAAAAAGUCCAGAUUCCGGCUUUUUUACAUGUGAUCCGACAAACAAAUGUAUCAUGCCCUCUUCCCGUGAGAAACAUAAAGGGAUAAUAGGGAGAGGGCAUGAUCUCAGGCUAUUGUGCCACCAGUCUUUGGCUCUUACAUGUAGGUCGGCAUUCCUCCAUCUCCCAAUGGCUGCUGAAUGAUGCACAUCCAUUCCCUCCAGCAUGUAUUACUGGUCAAAAAACCAAUCAAUGAUGUAUUUGAAAAUGUAACAAGAACUGUAUCUCACUGGGCAGUGAUUACUGUCAAUAUGACCCGUGGCUAAGAACCUGGUUUUGGAGAACCUGUUAGGCUAAAAUUUGCUAGCUUGGCCCCCUCUAUACAAGAACCUGUUUAACUUAAAAUUUGGAAUAGGUUCUUAGGUUCUUAUUUUCUAAAGUGUAAUAAGAAAAAAUUUUGUACUCUUGGGCAAAUAAGAUACAUCUGUAAGUCAACGUUCAGAAUCCUCUUUGAAGACCUAGGGGUCUUAUUACUCCAACUGUAGUGUAAUGGUAUGCAGAUUUUACUAAGGAAUAAGCUAAAAAUACCGCUAGAUACUCUUAGCUUCAAUGUUUUUUUUGUUCUUCAGAAAACAUGAACCUAUUCAAGAACCUACAUAGCCUAAAUUUGUAUUAUUAUUAUUCUUUAGGCUAACUUGGAAUAAUAUAGGUUCUCAGUCACAGGUUUUUACUGUAUUACAGUAUUAUUUUUCUGCCAGUAAGUUAGAGUAAGUGACCUUACGUGUAAAUUGUCUUAAAACAAGUUUUCAGUGGGGGUUUGAUGCAGCAGUUAAGAACAAGAAAAAACAGAACUUUUUUUUACUCAUUUAUGUGUGUAUCAUUGAUUUUACUUGCAGAGCUGUGUGGGCUGUGGCAAAUGGUGAUUAUGUUGAAGCACGAGCAGCUCAAGCAGUUGUUGUUCAAUAUCCUUUUAGCAAUUAACACUCUACCACACUGUACUUUUCCUCUCCAAUAACAGUAGAAAUACAUUCGAAACAAUCAGGUGCAGCAUUGGUCACUUUGAGGUAAAAUCUGAGACUGGGUCAACCGGUGUUGUGUCAAAUUUCCAUGUCUGACUGUUUUGGGGAGGAAUUUUCAUCAAGGAAAUUAUUUUUUCAUGUAUACUACUCUCCACAACGGCCAUCUUGGGGACAGAAGAAAGUGGCCUUAGUGAAGAGGUGGCCAUUAUGGGAAGGUAGAGGUGUAAUAUGACAAAUUUUUUUUUGGGAGUACAACAUACUUAUUGUGCUAAGUUCAUGCUUGCUGUAUCCCAUAAUGGUAAUCCACUCAUUAUUUAUAAUAGAGAUAAAAUGCAUAAAUAAUGUAAAUAAUUUUUGAGGUGUGCAACUUUAUAGCUAUAGGUGUUGUAGACAAAGUGAAUAUAAUCUUACUGCAGCAGUAUGCAGUAUGCAACGUGUCAUACAGAUAAAAUUUUAUGACCAUUCUUGACCUUUUCAUCAGUCGCUAAAAAAGCUGGCUGUUGUCGAGAGGUUAUUUGGGCAGUUGGGGACCUGCUUUAGUGGCCAUUGCUGUUGUAGAGAGGUGGCCAUCACAGAGAGGUUUAACCCUUAAAGCCCCAAUAUACAUGUACAAAUUCUCCAAACCGAUCUCAAUACAUUUCCUUAAAGAAUGAGUUGAGAGAGUUUGAUAAAAGAUCUAAGCAUUUUCUCUUAGGUGAUCAUUUUAUUAAUUCUCAUAACCUAAUCUCUUGACAUUGUAUGGAUAUUGUUAGGAGAAAAUUGAUGUUGGUCACUAUUGGGACUUUAAGUGUUUUGUCCACUGGGACAAAAAAAGUGGCCAUUAGUGGAGGUUCCACUGUAUUACCAAUACAAAUUGCCUCACUUUCUAUGUACAACUACUAUUUCACUACAUAUGUUGACUGAGUUUAACCCUUUAAGCCCCAAUAUCCACAUACAAAUUCUCCAAACUGAUCUCCAUACAUCUCCUUUAAGAAUUAGUUGACAGAAUUUGAUAAAAGAUAAUGGAAUUUUCUCUAUGAUGAUCAUUUUAUUAAUUGUCAUAACUUUAUCUCUUGACAGUGAAUGGAUAUUGUUAGGAGAAAAUUGUUGUUGGUCACUUGGGACUUAAAGGGUUAACCCACCAUGACAACAGUGAUAAUGACAUUGGCACAAAAACUUUUUCUUCCAUCCUUUGUAAAAUGAUAGCAUUAACUUAUCCAGUAUGUAACCUUUAAAAUAUGUCGAUUCUUCCCUCCAUUUAGUUUUCAUUGUCCUAAGAAAAUAGUAUUCUGUAGACAGAGUUAGGCUGAUUUCUCAGUUUGGCCUAAAAGAAUAGAAAACAAUGCUUUAAAUUUGAUCAUGCCGAAAGCUUUCUUGCACUCUCCGCUCACACUUCAUAUGGUCUGUUCUGUUCGAUACAUAACAUUGGUUCUAUCAGGCUUCACUACUUUAGUUUUGUUAAAGAAUUAUUUUUCUGGUGUGUAUUAUUCUACCUAAUGGAUACGAAACUACUGAGUAAAGAUGAUUUGUCAAUUAGAUGACAUUUUGCUUUCCUUAAAAUGUGGCACAACUUUCACCCGUGCUUUCCAGAGUCAAAAAGAUGAAAACUGGUGAGUGAAUAAACUGUUGAUAUAUAUAUUUUUUAUUUUUGCUUGCUUGCUUAAUGUCAUCUCUGCUUUACUUCACAAUAAAUAAUAAAAGUAUGGUCAGUUUGAUGUGCUUCUAUUUAUUUUUAAUUAUUUAUAAUUACCUUUAGGAGAGCUUGAGUCUAGUUUGGUCAAAGAAAAAAACUCAAAAAAUGAGGAAGAAAUACAGACUAGAACUCUCACAACAAAACUCUACAAUCUCCAUGCCUUCCAUUACUGUAUAGAAACAAGGUUUAGCUGAAGUUUCUGUGUAUUGAUCACUCAGCCUAUUUAAACUGACUGUGAUCUGUCAUUUUCAAAUAAUUUUGACUCUUUACCUGUUAGGGCCUUGCCACUGAUGAAUGCUGUCACAUUAGAUUUGAGACUCUUUGCAAUGCAGGUAAUCCCAAGUGCACUGUUUACAACAUACACUGUACACCCACAUACAGUACUCUAUGUCCUUUGUACAUAUAAUAGGUGUAAUAAGAAAAUGAUUGUUUCUUUGUAGUACUGUCAACUCUUUCUAUUUAGUUGAUGGACACCAUUGGGAUAAGCACUACGUGUAAGUGUCUGUCUUAGAGAGAUGUCUGUCUUACAGAGAGUCAAAUGAUGGGAGUAAAGACAGGCAGGGACCAACUCUAGGUGUCUAUUUUACCGAGGUGUCCAUCUUAUAGAGGUGUCCUUUAAGAGAGAGGUCGCCGUAAAGUGCAUCUUUUUACCUCUUUUGCUUCCUGGUCUGGAGCUCAAGAACUAUUAUUUAGAUCAUACUGAGCUAGGUGCUUACCAAAAUCAGACCUGACUGGCCAGCUGGUCAUUUUGAAAAUGAAAUUUAUAGGCUUUUGUUGAUAGUUUUCAUUAAAAUCUCAUCACUGCCAUUCUUAUUACUUAUGAGCUUACUGAUAUAGCUGGGCAAUCUUCUGAAAAUCCAUAUGGGCUGGUCUAGACAGCCAGUUCUGACUGAUGGUACAUGUAAGUGUUCAAAAGACCCAGUUAUGGUAACCUGAAAUGGCAGAUAAAUUCAGUCUCUGAGAAAAUAGAUGCAAUUCUAGUUAAAAUUUAACAUUGGGUUGAAGGUCAUCUGCAGUUGAGAAAUUGGGCGUGGUUGUGCAAAAGUGAUCCUUACACUGUACUAUUUAUUGAUACCGAUAGGCAGACAAACAGCUUAUUGAAAGCAGACAAGGUAAACCUGGUGAAAUGCUUGAGAAAGCAGCUGAGGUUAUGAUGGGCUGCUUUAGGGUCUGUGCAAGUGACAGGUAAAUUGAGUAAAUUACUAGGGUACAAAGAAAGUCAGUUUUACGGCUUGUCCUUUGGGCAGGCUGUGGCUAGCAUGUAAUAACCCAAGAGUCAUUUUGACCAGCCCAAAAAAGAUUUUCACACGUAGGAGCCCAUUCCUUGUAAGUUACGGUAACUUUUCAUAUUCAAAAGGCUGUUUGCCAUGUUUGCAUUGUAGAUCAAUAAUUUUGAAAAAGAUACAGUGAAACUAUCAGUUAACAAAGCAAAAUUGAAUGGUUUGUGAUUUAGGAACUGUACUACUUUUCAACAGGUUUUGAUUUUCAAAUUUGAAUUUUGGCCUGAAAAGUUACCAGGCGUUCAAGAAAUGGACUCCAGGACUGAUUAUAAUAUGUCUUACUGUAAUUUGAAUUUCGCAAACGUUUGUCAUCCUUUUCAAUUAAAAGAUAUAGUGCCUUACAGGUGUAUUAUUUCCUUUAAAGCCGUUCAUCCCUUGAUGUUUCCAAGAAGUGGGGCAUGUUAGCGCUUGUCAAUCAUUUGUUCAAGAUUUACUUUAAGGUAAGUGAUGGUUUAGCUUAGUUUAUGUACAUGUAAGUUAGUAGUAGUCAUAGAAUUUCUAUUUCAUGUAAAGAGUGACAUGCAGGCAAAUGUAGAACAUAUUUAGCUUCAUUGCAAUGUACACUGUAGCUCAAGUCACAUAUACUGGUACAUGUAUUUUGCUUUCAUUGAAGGGCAAGGGUAUAAUUUUGUGUUAAUAGGAAGAGUUUUGCCCUGUAGUGUGUAUUUCAAAGUUGGGGUCUUCUUUUUUUGUGUAGAGGUAAAAGCUGUGAUUUUUCCUAGAGAAGGGGUUUGCUUAUAAUAUAACAGGGUUUUCAUUAAGAAUUGUAGUAGCAGGAGGAACGUGUAAUGUUACAGAAGAAUAUUUUGAAAGAGACUCCACGUCUGAAUAAAAAAUUAUCAUAUGCUACUGAACAUUAGUUGGAGAAUGCUCCGAUCUCCGAUGUCUAAUGAACACCCUGUUAUAAGCAAUGUUACAUAACACAUUUAUUAUUCUGAGACAUCUUGAAGUGCAGCAUCUUUACUAGUAUGAAGCUUUCUCUGCCUUAUGCCUAGUAAACUAUUUUUUGAAUUCAACCAUGAUUUGCAGAUUAAUAAACUUCACUUGUGCAAGCCUUUGAUCAGAGCAAUUGAUAGUGCUCCAAUCAAAGACCAGUUUAAACUGGCUCACCUGGUUACCUACAGGUGAGUGUCUGUUUAGCGAUAUAACAGUAUUAGAUUUCCCAGGUAAUGUGUCCUUGAAGUUUAAUAGUCCUGGAAUUCAAUUUUUUCCUGCUGGUAAUCUGAACCUACAGUAAGUUGCUUCAUAAGUAGUGAUCAUUGGAUGUGGCUGAGUAUGAUAUAAAGAAUUGUGUAGAUUGAGGAGGAUGGGGGAUAAUGCCCUUUAAGAUAUGUCCCAUUCUUCAUGUUAUUAAAAUCCACACUUUGGCUGCUUUGGGUGCCAUGGCGAGUAGAAAAAAUGUUGCUGACUAGAACUGCAGUGAUUUUCUUUUUUUGGUGUGGGGGUGGGGGAAGAGGGGCGACAAAUUAAUGUGCCGAGUCCUAGUGUUUUCUACUUUCUUUACUAUUUCGUCUUUCACCGUGGCUACUUUCAGAGCUGAUUAAGCCUUGAGAUGUUGGAUAGGAAUAGUUAGGCAGCCAUUUUCUAACUUUGUUUACUAUUAUUAUUCACGUAAUGUUCUUCAAAGUACUUUUUUUGGUGAACAAUAUUUUAUGUCUGGCAGCCAUUAGUUAUUUNAGCCUUUGAUCAGAGCAAUUGAUAGUGCUCCAAUCAAAGACCAGUUUAAACUGGCUCACCUGGUUACCUACAGGUGAGUGUCUGUUUAGCGAUAUAACAGUAUUAGAUUUCCCAGGUAAUGUGUCCUUGAAGUUUAAUAGUCCUGGAAUUCAAUUUUUUCCUGCUGGUAAUCUGAACCUACAGUAAGUUGCUUCAUAAGUAGUGAUCAUUGGAUGUGGCUGAGUAUGAUAUAAAGAAUUGUGUAGAUUGAGGAGGAUGGGGGAUAAUGCCCUUUAAGAUAUGUCCCAUUCUUCAUGUUAUUAAAAUCCACACUUUGGCUGCUUUGGGUGCCAUGGCGAGUAGAAAAAAUGUUGCUGACUAGAACUGCAGUGUUUUUCUUUUUUUGGUGUGGGGGUGGGGGAGGAGGGGCGACAAAUGUGCCGAGUCCUAGUGUUUUCUACUUUCUUUACUAUUUCGUCUUUCACCGUGGCUGCUUUCAGAGCUGAUUAAACCUUGAGAUGUUGGAUAGGAAUAGUUAGGCAGCCAUUUUCUAACUUUGUUUACUAUUAUUAUUCACGUAAUGUUCUUCAAAGUACUUUUUUUGGUGAACAAUAUUUUAUGUCUGGCAGCCAUUAGUUAUUUUUAUAAUUUUGGAUAGCCAAAAGGUGACUUUGAAAAAGGUUGGACGUGAAGAACUGUCAUACAGAGGCCAAAUCCACUUCCAAGCUUAAAACAUGCUUACUUCUUUUUAUUAUUAUGGCUAAACCUGUGAGCAAGAUGAAGCAAAUUCUAUAUUGUUCUGAUUAGCUACCAACUUGCCUGCUUGGGAUUCUCAUGUUGAUUUUGCACGAAAAAGUGCUCUUUUUGAACAUAAUGUAUUAAAAAUCCUUUAUUGAUCAAGCUUGUUUGGUCAAGAUGGCUGCAUAUUGGCCUUGUUCUCUCAGUCCAUAAUAUGCAAAAAAAGAACUUGGCCAAUCUGCAGCCAUCUUGAACUCUUGCUUUGUCAGUAUAAAUACAUAUGUCCAUGUAUAGUUCUUGUUGUCAGACAUUGGCUUGUUCCUUGGCAGUUUUUGGCUUUGAAGGGAUGUUUAUUCUGACUAGCAGAUAUUCUUAAUUGUAUAGCAGUUGUCAUCCGUUGAUUGGUAUUCUUGUUUAUUCUUAUCAUGCUUUUGAUACAGUAAACACCGGCAUAUAAGAACACACGAUUUCGGAGGUCAGGCUGAUUGAGUUCUUAUUUAUCAGGUGCUUAAUGACAAAUCAGCCUCAAAAUGUCCUUAAAAUGUUCUCAAAUUUUUCUUUAGUAAUACUAUCCAAAACAUGUUGCUAGAGGUAUAUUUAGCAUCUUUUAGGAAACUAAAAUAAAUAAUUAUUCUGUAAUUUGAUUAUAUUAACAAAUGAAGUUAUCUGACAGCAAACAUAAACUUACACGUUUUGUAAUUAUGACACUUUUUCCAUUUUAUAAGAACAUGUUACAAUUUUCAGGCUGAUCUUGUUCUUAUAAAAAUGGGGCUUUAUUGGCCAAAUUUCAGCCUGGUGUUCUUAAUCCAUUUGUUCUUAUAUGUGGGUGUUUACUGUACUGCAGUGCAGCUAAUUUUGUUUUGGCAUGAUGUGCAUCCCUUUUUCUUUCUAUAUCAAUACGACCUGUGUCAAUCACAUUGAUAUCAGGAAACAUCUUCCAAAAUUUGGUAAACCCUAGCUGGUUACAAAGAAUUAGCCAGCUGAUAUUAAGGCAAUUAAAAACUGAAAAAUAUUUUCAUUAAUAAUAAAGCAUAUUCUACCUGUAAGUCAGGGGAUUUGCUGUCCAGUGUGGUUUGUUUUUAGUGUACUGGGUUAACUUUACUAGAAAUGUUUGUUUUUAACUUGGCACUGUUACAAAACAUGUACGUUCUGUACCUUUAGGUAUAAGGAAAUACUUUCUCCAACAUUGGCUCUAGUUCAAUCUUAUAUUAGUCUCCCUUGCAGCCUUUUUUGUCUUAUCAUGCUACACUCCUCCCCAAUCUCAUUUAUCUGAUAAAACUGGUAUCAUUAUGGGGAUCUUGAGGGACACAUUUUAAUGGUUUUGUUUAGGUUAUGUUUAAAAAAUAUUCUUUUUUUUUCCUCUACCUUUACUAGAUAUUUUGUUGGAAGGAAAGCCAUGUUUGAUAGUGAUUUCAAAGCUGGUAAGAUAUUAGAAUGAUUUAUAACAGUUUUGAAUUUGCUCUGUACAGUACAGCUGUAUGUCAUCAACCAUACCUUUGAGAAAACUUUUCUAGAUUAUUAUGAUAAAAAAUCACCCCAAAAUUAAAUCUUUAAGUCAGCCCCUUGUUUCUCUCUAACCAAGGCUAUUGCAACAAAAUCUCUGUUUGUACUAGUAUAAAGCUUUUAAACUGUCACUGGUGGUAAAAGAGCAAAUUUACACUGAAUGAGAGAUGUGUAAGGUUUGUGGUGAUGUGGUCUUGAGUUAGUUUUGCUGCAAGUUUGGGUAAAUUUUGAGUGGUACAGCUGUAUGGUUAUGAGGUUUCUAGACCCUCCUUAUGUCCCCUGUUAUGAAAAAAUAUGAUCUUGGGAUGGCACAUAAUUUAUAGUGUGAAGAGCAGUAAUAGGGUUAUUGAUGUUUGCAGGUACUGGACAAUAGUAAGUCUCCUCAAAUUAUCUGAUCACUCGGAUCUUAGACUUAACAUAGGCUCUCCCCCUCUUUGCAAACAUUGGUGAAAGCGCUUGAUCUUCUCUUUUUUUAUGCCUGGGCACUUAGUACUUCAAUAUAAACGUAUUCUCAUUUUUUUGGACUCAAGUUUGUGUUUACCUCUCUGUUAGCUGAUGAAUUCUUAACAUUUGCAUUUCAACGCUGUCACAGAUCCUCCAGUAAAAACAAAAGGUAAGGAUAAGCCGUGAAAGUGCUUUUUUACACAAUAAAAGAAAUAAAAAUUAUUUUUGUGCGAAAUUUAAUGUAUUGUUCUUUGUUAUAGUAAGUUCUUGUUACAACAAGGGUUAUUUUUUAUAGUUUUUUUUCAAUGAAAAUAAUACUGUUAUUUCAUCAUUAUUUAACUCGAGACUAGUUGUGAUGUUGAGGCGUAGUGAGAAUUGGCUUGUGCAGUGGAUUUAAACCUUAAGAUCCAUUGAUUUUUUUCAUUCCAUCAGUGAAUAUCUUUCCUCUCCAUCCAGAUCAAAUGGGUUCUUUGCUAGCUAUCAUAUUUUGAAUUCAUGACUGUUUGGGUUUUGCAGGGCGAUUUUAGUUUAUCUCAUACCUGUGAAAAUGUUGCUGGUAAGUCAAUGGCUCAACUGUGUUUUGUUUGACCAUUUUUGUUUCUGUCAAUGCCUUAAGAACGACAUGACUAAGGUCCCGGAGUGCAAGGGCGCUCUAAAAAGUGUCAAGUCAGCUCCUUCUAAGUCAGACACCUUUGGGGCCAGUACUAAGUGUCUGUCCUAGAGAGAUGUCCAGCUUAUAGAGAGUUAAAUAAAGGGAGGAAAGAAAGGCAGGGACCAACUCUUUGUGUCCGUUUUACAGAGGUGUCCGUUAAGAGAGAGUCUACUGUGUACAGGAAGGCUCCGCGCCAAGGUCCAACCCCAUACCCUUUUACAAGUAUAUGUUGUGGUUCAAUUUUAUCCUUGGUUUAAAUUUUAUUUUCUUUUGUUUUUGGGUAUGGUAAUGUAUGAUAAUGAGUUUGAAACACUGGAAAAUAAAAUUUAAACCAAGGAUGAAAUUGAACCACAACAUAUAUACCACUUUAAUUAGAAAAAGUACCCCUUUCGUGUAUCCUCUCUUGAUAAAUGGUACCCAUACAUAGUGUAGCAACCUUUCUAGUGUCCUUUCUGUCUUCCGUCCUCUUCACGUUUUUGCAAAAAAAAAAAUUCUUCUUUAAUGACUCCUCACUUUCAAUGUUCGAUCAAAAGUCAUUUUCAGUAGCAAUAUUGUAAGUAGACUAAACUGCAGAUAUUUCGUUGUUGUUGUUGUUUUAAGCAUUAAUUAUUCGCAACGAAAUUGUACGGUUAGAUUGUAAGUUCAACUUUCUGGUAAUAACUUCCACUGUGGUCUGGUCUAGGGUUAUAUGCCAAACGAACAACUUCUGUAUAAAUACAACUUGACUCAGUUUCUAGAUGUUGUCAGAGCUGUCAGGUAUGAAGACUGUCUUUAACGUUUAAACCCUAAUAUGGACUAUGUCAUUUUUGCCGUUUCUGCUAGUACUUUUGAUGCAUUUGCAUGCAUGCAGAUAAAUUUACAGUAGCCUGCAGAACUUUCUCAGGCUAGUACGAAGCAGACAUGAAGCGCGAGACACGCGCGACAUUCUCUCGCGCUCAGAGUGACAUCUAUAAGCUAAAGCAGUAGCUUCUUUGGUUUUAAGGGCCAGGGGCACUGUUUGUGUUGAAUCAUCUAUUGCUAUUAGCCUGAAAUUCAUCCGAUUGCUUCGAGUCGUUUUCUCCUCAACAACUGAGGGAGUAAUAACGACUCGAAGUAAUCGGAUGAAAUUCAGGCUACUAUUGCUAUGUUCUUUAACCACAAUCCUUGCCUGGAGAGCUACCGACCUUCUCAGCGCUCAACGUCCGCUUCAUGCUUGCCUGAAAAAGGCGAUAAACUUAGCGCCCGUUGUGCAAGUUUAAUUUACAACGAGUGUCUUACGUUCACUUUCAGAAUGGGCAAUCUUGCACUUUUAAAUGAGACGUUGGAAAGACAACAGGUACUAAGACAUGUCUCUUUUGCAAUGACAAAACGUGUUUGUAGUUAGACACUUUUUUUACCUAAAUAAAGUCAGCGCGGGUAGAAAGUCUUUACUUAUGCUUUAUUAUGCUAAAAUUUAAGGUCUUCAAACAUCUGUUAGAAGUUUCUUAGAAGAAUCUAAUUUAUUUUGAAGAGUUGACUCUUAAAGCUCCAGUUAUGGUAAUCACUGCAUGAAAGUUGUAGUGAUGAGAAUACAGCAUGCACUUGUGAGGGAUGAAUGCGCUAACCGCUGUAACGCUAGCAUUACUGUAGGUUUGUGUGCAAGUUAUUUCUGUGUUUUUCUUCAUGUCUAGCAUUGAUUACUAUUUUCCAGGUCUUCUUCAUACAGUGCGGUGUUUACCUUAUCCUAGAGAAGUUGAAGAUCAUCACGUAUAGGAAUUUAUUCAAAAAAGUGUAAGUUAAUGUAGUUUUUACGCAAGAGCCAACAGCCCCAAUCACCCUCCAUCAUCUUCCUUUUUUGGCUAUUUCUUUGAUACGGCGACAUUAUUCUAAGCGAGGAAAAUCGGUCGGAUUUAUAUUGUAGCUCUUGGUCAGUUUGUAGUUACUUUAUAUGUCGAAAUGAAGCAGACUAUGGCAAAGGUCCUGGCUAUAAAUACAUGUAUUUCUCAAUUAUCUUUUAGAAAUUAAAUUAUAGAAAUAUUUACGCUAAUGAAAAGUAUUUCCAACUUCUUUUGUUCCAGGAGUCUUCUUUUAAAAACUCAUCAGUUACCGUUAGAUGCGUAUGUUGUUGCUCUUAAAGGAAUGAAGGUAAAUAAAGCCAUUUUAAAGGGGUCGCUUUGAGAGUUUGUCAUACAGGGACCUUUCUGGUGGUUUUCAUAACAACUGUAAUAACUCAUUUAGGAUGUUGGAAGAACACAUUGGUUGCUGUCUAGACGCUUAGACCGCGAAAUAGCCGAAUUUUUGCGUUUGGUUUCUUAUUCGAAUGCAAGCUGUCGUAAAACAAAAGGCCUAGACGGAAUGUGAAAACGGGCGUAUGAGGCUUGCGCUCUUCGCGCGAAAAUGUCGCGCCUUAAGCUUUGCAAAGAGCGAUUUUGAGAAAAAAAAGCACGACUGUUUUGCAGUCCAAGGCGGGAAAAACGGGAAAUAAAGCAGACGUAUUAAAAGUCAGACAAACUGAGCGUCGUCUGAAUUUAAGUGCGUCUGAUCAACGCACUUGAUAGACGUCUUUGUGGUCUCAGACUUUUGAGAUGUUGAGUUUAAAAGCGAGACGCAUUCCCGCCAUCGUACUUAACUAGUCCAGACGUGCUUAACGCCCUCUAGUAUAACUGUUGCUGUGAAAGGGUUGAAGAAGCAUGGCAAAGAAAUCGAGUGGGCCAUGAUAGUUAUUUUAUUCUAACUUUACUGUAUGUUUAAUGUGAUUGUAGGUUGACGACGUAGACGUUAUUGAAGUUGAAUGCAUAGUGGCAAAUCUUAUAUAUGAGGUGGGUAGCUGGGCGUCAUCUUUCGAGAGAUUUCAAACUAGACGUUUCUACGUUCGGUAUGCAUGUAAUUAGCACGAAAGUACAAAUUUAGGACAUUAUUUUUACCGCCGUUUUACGUGGUCAUCCAAGCCACGCUAACCUCGACCUCCCGCUCUGCAGUCAAGCGCUCUACCGACUGAGCUGUUGUAAUCCACAUGAUCCACCCGUCCCCCGUAAAUUCUAGCCUACAUAGGCUAGUAAAUUCGUGUUGACGGAAUGUUUGUUUGGAAAGUGUCGAUUCCUGGUAGAUGUGCUAGAAAUGGUUUUUUGUUGAAGUCUGGCAAAGAGAUGUAUUUGGAGAGAUUCCUUUAUCUUUUUUGUUCCCAAGCGCACUCGUUUGAUUCUUGAGAUGUAUGUUUGUUUCUUUCUUUUGUAGGCGUGUGGGUGUCCUUGUUGUAAAGUUAAUAUUAGUAACAUUCUUUUUUGUCUCAGGGUUACAUCAAAGGCUAUAUAUCCCAUCAACAUCAGAAGUUAGUGGUUAGUAAGCAGAAUCCAUUUCCUGCCUUAACAAGCUUUCUCUAACCAGCCACUUCAGGGAUUAUGGUUUAACGAACUCAAAGCGUCGCGAAUCCUCAAAGAGAGCCUGGAAAGGAGCAAGCCGUUUCAAGAACAUGCAGUGAUGUUUGCGUUGACGACCCUUCACAGAUUUUGACAGUCGAAAGACGCCAUAUUAGAAAGAAAGGCGAGACUCACGCGCAAUUGUUGAAGUUACGAAGCAUUUAGGACCGAAACUGAAACACGGCUAAGACUUUUGUUAUGUGAAAAGGUUUUUCUGAUGAGGGUUUUCGCGACGACAAAGAGGCUGUUUUGAUCGGAAGAUAUUGCUUGUGUUAAUUUUCCUGCCACUGAAGUGGUUUUCUUGAGUCCCAUUUCGUUCACGAAAAUUGACUUGCAAUUUUUACGAUCAGCAUUUUUAUUCACUUCAUUAACGGGUGACUGAACAUUCUAGUGAAUACUUUUUCCUGCUUUAUUAAGUUAUAUCGAUUUCGUGAAAAUAUGAGAGACCAUAGAAGCGUAUGUCCAUCAAGAGAAUGGAUUAAUGUUUUAGAUGUCAAACUUUACAUAUACCGCCGGCAUCCAAUUCAAAUGAGGUAGAAAUGUACCUUUUACCCGUAAUCAUAAAACUCGACGUCUGAAAUUGGCCUAGCCCGUGAAUACAGCCGCCUUUCACCUCUCGCCGGCGCAAGGAACGUUUUGAGAAG